Messenger RNA from Exophiala xenobiotica, 399 nucleotides. RefSeq lists its product as uncharacterized. NCBI's taxonomy places the organism in Eukaryota, Fungi, Ascomycota, Eurotiomycetes, Chaetothyriales, Herpotrichiellaceae. The record is from RefSeq and is a predicted model, not a curated record. Bases 1 to 399 code for a protein of 132 amino acids. The transcript has a single exon.
AUGACGAGACAUCAAAGCCUAGUGAUGAUGAAAUGCAACAUUGGUCAGAGCGAAAUCGGCAGUAAGAGGACAAGAACACGAGGGGAGAGGAUGAGCAUUUUGGAUGAGACCCGGCCAUGGACAAAACCAAGGGAAGAAGAGAAGAAUCUUCAUGGCAUUCGAACCAUCGCGCCUCUCCAGGUCGAUACCACAACAGCCCGGGACAGAGUGGACUGGAACCCGUAUGAUACCCAGGCCAGCUGUGCUGGAGAGACGCCUCGUCUGCUGACAUACCUGCCGACUUGCAAGUUAAUCUUGAAGAAGAGAAAAGAGGCGACACAAAUGGAGGGAGGCACGGGAUAUUUAUAUGCGUUGGAGGCUGCCGUACCAUCGGCGUGUGGAGUCAUUCUAGUCGUAUGA